Messenger RNA from Zingiber officinale, 1766 nucleotides. Its product is annotated as aluminum-activated malate transporter 9-like. Lineage: Eukaryota; Viridiplantae; Streptophyta; Magnoliopsida; Zingiberales; Zingiberaceae. Bases 43 to 1731 code for a protein of 562 amino acids. The record is from RefSeq and is a predicted model, not a curated record. The transcript is spliced from 7 exons. Gene Ontology annotation, cellular component: plant-type vacuole membrane. Gene Ontology annotation, biological process: malate transport.
CCACUCUUUCAUCCACUUGCACCAACAUGAUCUCAUCUACCUAUGCUCUUUAAAUGCUCUCCUAUGUCAAUCUCUCCAUUCACUCAUUGCAGCACCAACAAAGAGCUAGCUUCACAUACAUCAACAAUCACUCUAUUCUUCAGAACUACAAUGAACGGAAAGAAAGGUAGCAGUAUUCGGAUCGACAUUUGCUUGCCGCCAAACACGACACAACAAUCAGAAACCAUGAAGAAAUCUGCCAAUGAUAUUCAUGAUGGCAAAGACGCGAUACCAAUGAGGAAAUUGAUGAUGGAAGUAUGGGAGUUCGUCAUAGAGGACACAAACAGGAUGACCUUUUCCCUCAAGGUUGGCUUGGCUUGCCUCCUAGUCUCCCUUCUCAUUCUCAUCCAGAAACCCUAUCAAGUCUUCGGCACCAACAUCAUUUGGUCGAUCCUCACCGUCGCCAUCAUGUUCGAGUACACAGUUGGCGCCACCUUUAAUCGAGGGUUCAAUCGAGCAUUGGGGAGUUUACUUGCCGGAAUCUUUGCCAUUGUAGUGAUCCAAGUAGCGAUGUCCAGUGGCCACAUUGCAGAGCCUUAUGUCAUUGGUCUCAGCAUCUUCCUCAUCGGAUCGGUAGCCUCGUUCAUGAAGCUGUGGCCGUCGCUGGUGCCGUACGAGUACGGGUUCAGGGUCAUCCUCUUCACCUACUGCCUCAUCAUCGUGUCGGGCUACCGGAUGGGGAACCCCGUGAGGACGGCGAUGGACCGGCUCUACUCCAUCGCCAUCGGCGCCAUCGUCGCCGUCCUCGUCAACGUCCUCAUCUUCCCCAUUUGGGCCGGCGAGCAGCUCCACAAGGAGCUCGUCAGCCAUUUCAACGCCGUCGCCGAUUCCCUCGAAGAGUGCGUGAGGAAAUAUCUGAGCGACGACGGAUCGAACCACCCGGAGUUCUCGAGCACAGUGAUGGACGACUUCCAAGACGAGCCAGCGUACCGCAAGUGUCGAGCCACCUUAAACUCCUCUGCCAAGCUUGAUUCAUUGGCGAGCUCUGCAAAAUGGGAGCCUCCUCAUGGAAGAUUCAUGCAGAUGUUCUAUCCGUGGGGGGAGUACGUGAAAGUUGGAGCCGUGCUUCGCCAUUGCGCUUACGAGGUCAUGGCCCUGCAUGGCUGCCUCCACUCCGAGAUACAGGCGGCUUACAAUCUGAGGUGCACGUUCCGCACGGAGAUUCUCGACGCCACCGACCAGGCGGCGGAGCUCCUCCGCCGCUUGGCCAAGGACAUCAACAACAUGAAGCACAACGUGCAGACGAGCCUCCUCAAGCACGUCCACGGCUCGUCGGAGCGCCUCCAACGCUCUGUCGACGUGCAUUCCUAUCUCUUCACCUUGCGCGGCCACCAAGACGCCUCCCCCCCUUCCAAACCAUCCUCCAGGCUCUCCAAUACCUUCUCAUUUAACAACAAUAACAAUGACGAGGAGACAACAGCGGUGCAAGCUGAGUCAUACCAUGAGAUGAUGAGGAGACAGCAACGGCGGCUCCACUCGUGGCCGUCGAGGGAGGUGGACGGCUUCGAGGAGGAUGCCGCCGCCGGGGCCGACUCGUUCCCGAGGAUGCGCGCGCUGGAGAGCACCGCCGCCUUGUCGUUGGUCACCUUCACUUCCUUGCUCAUCGAGUUCGUAGCUCGGCUCGAUCACUUGGUCGAGGCCGUGGCUGAGCUUGCCAAGUUAGCCAACUUCAGGCAGGACGUGGCAUGCUAAACCCGAAAUGUAACACAAUAAGUUGAUUUCAUGUA